Molecule: messenger RNA, 690 nt
Organism: Cherax quadricarinatus
Lineage: Eukaryota; Metazoa; Arthropoda; Malacostraca; Decapoda; Parastacidae
Source: RefSeq, a predicted model, not a curated record
UAACUUUUUUUUUUUUAAUUUCCAGGGGCCUUCCAGGGAUCUAUGCAACAAUAUUCACACCAGCAGCAUCCAUAUCAACAACAACAGCAGCAGCAGCAACGAUUUAUGAACUGUUUUCCAGGAAAUGAUAAGAGUAACUUCACACAGCAUCCUUUACAACUGCAUUCUCAGGCACACUCGUACAAUAAUCAGAAUCAUGAGAGUUACAAUAAUUACCACCAUCUUCACAAUAACUUCCAUAAUAAUCACUUUCAACAACAACAGCAACAGCAGCAGCAGCAACAGCAGCAACAACAACAACAGCAAAGUUUUUACCAUAGCCGUAACCAAGACGGAAGAUAUAUAACUCAUAAUGGCUAUGACCAAGGUAGACAUGGCAAUGGUUUUGAUCGUAGAAAUAUUGAAAGAAGAUCUUAUGAGCAAAACAGAGGUUUUGACCAGGGCAAAAAUCAAUAUGAUCGGCUUGGCAACCCUAGAGAAGACUAUUCAUUACACCCAGGACGAAUUCGUCGGGACAGUGAAGCUGAGUGGGAGGAGUGGCAUCGUGUCCGGGAGCAAGAUGAAUAUUGUGGACUUAUGACUCCACGGGAGAAGGGGUGGCUGAAGUAUAUCCAAGCUAUGCAGUUACAUUCAGAGAGUCCUUAUCAAGAUGAUUAUUAUUAUGUGCAGGUAUAGGCUGGAGAGGUGCAG